Molecule: messenger RNA, 1763 nt
Organism: Otolemur garnettii (small-eared galago)
Lineage: Eukaryota; Metazoa; Chordata; Mammalia; Primates; Galagidae
Gene: F3
Product: coagulation factor III, tissue factor
Exons: 6
Coding region: 127-1014 (295 amino acids)
Biological process (GO): blood coagulation
Cellular component (GO): membrane
Molecular function (GO): protein binding
Source: RefSeq, a predicted model, not a curated record
CUCCCCAGACAACGCGCUCCCAGCGCCCCAUCCCUCUCUCCGGCCGACCCAAGGUCCCUGCUGUCCUAUUUCCCUAGCCUCCAGGGUACAGGGGAAGCCACCCGACCUCGCCGCCAGCUCUUGGACAUGGAGAUCCCAGCCUGGCCCCGGGUCCCGCACCCCCAGACCGUCGGUGCUCGGACGUUCCUGCUCGGCUGGGUCCUCUUACAGGUGGUCAGCGCUUUAGGCACUACAGAGACAGUGGUAGCAUAUAAUUUAACUUGGAAAUCAACUAAUUUCAAGACAAUUUUGGAGUGGGAACCCAAGCCCAUCAAUCAUGUCUACACUGUUCAGAUAAGCACUAAAUUAGGAGAUUGGAAAAACAAAUGCUUCCACACAACAGACACAGAAUGUGACCUGACGGAUGAGAUUGCGCAGGACGUGAAGCAGACAUACUUGGCGCGGGUCUUUUCCUAUCCCGCAGGGGAUGUAGAUGCCGUGGGUCCUACUGGGGAAGCUCCAUUUCGAAACGCCCCAGACUUCACACCUUAUCUGGAGACAAACAUCGGACAGCCAGCAAUUCAGAGUUAUGAACAAGUAGGGACAAAACUGAAGGUGACAGUGCAGGACGCACGGACCUUAGUCAGAAGGAACGGCACCUUCCUGAGCCUCCGGGAUGUUUUCGGCAAGGACUUGAAUUACACACUUUACUAUUGGAAAGCGGCAAGUACAGGAAAGAAAACAGCCAAGACAAACACUAAUGAGUUUUUGGUUGAUGUGGAUAAAGGAGAGAGCUACUGUUUCAAUGUCCAGGCAGUGAUUCCAUCCCGAAGAGCUAACCAGAAGAGUCCAGAGAGCCCCAUUGAGUGCACCAGCCAAGGGAAAGGUGACUCCAGAGAAAUGUUCUUCAUCAUUGGAGCGGUGGUGUUCGUGGUCAUCAUCCUUAUCAUCAUCCUGGUUCUGUCUAUACACAAGUGCAAAAAGGCAAGAACAGGGAGAAGUGGGAAGGAGACCUCCCCGCUGAAUGUUGCAUAAAGGAAGCACCGUUGGAGCUGCCAACUCCUGCAAGUGCUGAAUUGCACUGUGACCAAGAACGCUAAAGAGAACAUGUGGAAACACAAAUGAGCAAUCGAGUAGUUUCGAGCAUGGAGACUGCUGGGUUCAAAAGCACGGUUGAUCAAUCUCUUUUUACAAUAAGCAUUCUUGUCUUGACAUCAGCAUUCGUCACUUUGAAAUGGAAUGAACGGUACAAGCAAGUCCACCUUGUUUUCGUUUUUAACACUAUGGCACCUUUGCACAUUAUCCUGCUUUAGAUUAUAUAGUCUGCACUCAAGGAGAAACCAGGUCACCCAAGCAAAAGCAAAUGAACAAAUGCCUUAGAAAGUCCUGGGGGGACUUUUGAAGAGUUUUCAAGAGGCUGACUUCAAACUGUGUGGGAAAGUAAAAUGGAAAUUGAGUGGACUUUGCUAGGACUUUCUAACAUAUGUCGAUAAUAUGGGGUUUAGGGUUUUUUUUUUUUUUUAGGGGUACAUUUGAGAGUUCAAAACCAUUGGCAAACUUAAUAUAUUAAAUACAGGAGACUUCUAUUUUGGGUACCGUUCUAAUGUAUAUUAGAAUUUAGCACUUUAACUGACUUUAAGCGGUGAUGAUUAAACAUUCGAGAUCUAACUAUAUUUUUAUAGGACUACUAUGCUAACAAACUACACAGAGUUUAUGAUUUAAGGUACUUAAAGCUUCUAUGGUCAGCAUUAUAUAUAUUUAUAUAGUUUUUAAAAGGUUAUGUA